Molecule: messenger RNA, 1443 nt
Organism: Botrytis byssoidea
Lineage: Eukaryota; Fungi; Ascomycota; Leotiomycetes; Helotiales; Sclerotiniaceae
Exons: 3
Coding region: 1-1443 (480 amino acids)
Source: RefSeq, a predicted model, not a curated record
AUGGCUUCCUACCUCCCCGACACCAUCACUGCGCCCAUAAUGAGGAGUACCGACUAUCUCAAGAGUACAAUCGGUGGUUUGACUUGGGGCCCAGCUCUUUCUGUCUCAAAAGCUGCUGUCACUUCAUUGUUCGGACGAAUUGAGCGUGGUACACUUCUCGUUACCGAUGCCGAAACUGGAAAAACAAUAUGUUAUGGGGCCAAGAUUGCAAAGGAAAAUAAGGCCAAUGGAGUAAAUGGCGUGAACGGACAUCAUAACUCGCGCAAAGCUGGUGCAGCAAGAAAGAUAGAAUUGAGAGUUACCAAUCAAGCAUUUUGGGUGCGCCUCUUUCUGUUUGCCGACAUGGGUUUCGCGGAGGCAUAUAUGCUGGGAGAAGUCGAGUGUGACGACUUGACUGGAUUCUUCGAGCUUUUUAUCCAAAAUCGUAAUCAACUGGCAAAUGCCACAACUCUAACCUCCUCCAUCGCCGCCACUAUUACAGGACUCGCCAGGAGUACUAACACCCUGUCCAAUUCUCUCCUCAACGUCUCCGCGCAUUACGAUAUUUCCAAUGAAAUGUUCGCUGCAUUCCUUUCCGAAGAUAUGACAUAUUCAUGCCCAAUAUGGAAAUCGAUUUCCAGCGCUUCAUCCGGAUUUGAAGAGGAAACACUUGAAGAAGCGCAGAGAACGAAACUCGAUCGGUUUAUAGGCGGGGCAAAAAUAAAACCCUCGGAUCAUGUAUUAGAGAUUGGUACUGGAUGGGGCUCAUUUGCCAUUCAAGCCGUUAAACGAACAGGAUGUCGUGUGACAAGUUUGACCUUGUCCGUUGAACAAAAAGCCUUAGCCGAAAAGCGCAUUUUCGCAGCCGGCUUUGCGGAUAGGAUUGAAGUGAAACUCAUGGACUAUCGAGCACUACCCAUCCCAAAACAACCUUACGAUAAGAUAAUUUCCAUUGAGAUGCUCGAAGCUGUUGGGGCAGAAUAUCUGGAAACGUAUUUCUCCUGCAUCCAUCGAUUACUGAAACCAGAUGGAAUUGCUGUGUUCCAAUGCAUUACCAUGCCGGAGGGUCGAUAUGAGGCUUAUGCAAAGGGGGAGGAUUUCAUUCGAAAAUAUAUCUUCCCGGGUGGCCAUCUUCCUUCUAUUACACAAUUGAUUGAUAAUAUCACCAAAGCCUCAGAAGGAACAUUGGUUGUUGAAAAGGUGGAGAAUAUCGGAGGUCAUUAUGCGAAGACGUUGCGAUUAUGGAAAGAAAAGUUCUUGGCAAAUUUCGAGUCAAGGAUUAGACCUGCCUUAAUGGCGGAGCACAAGGAGAUGGGUGAGAGAGAGGUAGAAGUAUUCAAAAAGAAGUGGGAGUACUAUUUCACAUAUUGCGAGGCAGGUUUUGCAACAAAGACCCUUGGAGAUGCAAUAAUCACAGUGGGCAGAGAAGGAGCAUUGGAAUUGAUGGAUGGUAUUCCCCUAUAG